This is a messenger RNA of Bubalus bubalis (water buffalo), 4112 nucleotides long. It is a transcript of the gene LAS1L, whose product is annotated as LAS1 like ribosome biogenesis factor. Gene Ontology annotation, molecular function: endonuclease activity. Gene Ontology annotation, biological process: maturation of LSU-rRNA; maturation of 5.8S rRNA. The coding region runs from base 50 to 1789 and encodes 579 amino acids. The transcript has 12 exons. The record is from RefSeq and is a predicted model, not a curated record. Gene Ontology annotation, cellular component: Las1 complex; preribosome, large subunit precursor. NCBI's taxonomy places the organism in Eukaryota, Metazoa, Chordata, Mammalia, Artiodactyla, Bovidae.
AUUGGCUGCUGGUGCGGGCGGAGGUUUGGAGUGAGGGUAGCACGUUGCGAUGGAGGCUGAUCGUGAGAUGGAGGCUGAUCAUGAGAUGGAGGAUGAUCUUCAGUGCGGCAGCACAAGGCCUGAGCUCGAUGUUGAGCCCGUUGAGCCCGAUGUUGAGCCCGAUGUUGAGCCCGAUGUCCGGUCGGAAUCCGAGAUUGAGCCAGGUCUGGGUCCCCGGGGAAUGGAUCUUGUGUGGAGUGCGUGGUGCGGGAAGUGCGUCAAAGAGAAAGGGUCGUCGCCACUCUGGGCCCAGCGCAUCGUGGUCGCCUGGCUCAGCAGGGCCGAGUGGGAUCAGGUGAUGGUGUAUCUGUUCAGUGACGACUAUAAAUUGCAGCGGUACGCGCUGAACCGCAUCACGGUGUGGAGGAGCAGGUUAGGCAACGAACUCCCCCUGGCAGUGGCUUCUACUGCUGACCUGGUACGCUGUAAGCUCAUGGAUGUAACUGGUGGCUUGGGCACUGAUGAACUUAGACUGCUCUAUGGCAUGGCAUUGGUCAGGUUUGUGAACCUUAUCUCGGAGAGGAAGACAAAGUUUGCCAAGCUCCCUCUCAAAUUCCUGGCUCAGGAGGUGAACAUUCCGGAUUGGAUUGUUGAACUUCGCCAUGAGUUAACCCACAAGAAAAUGCCCCAUAUAAAUGACUGCCGUAGGGGCUGUUAUUUUGUCCUGGAUUGGCUCCAGAACACCUAUUGGUGCCGCCAAAUGGAGAACAGCCUGAGAGAAACCUGGGAGUUGGAGGAGAGGGAAGAGACAGAUGAAGCAGACCAAGAGGAAGAUAAGAAAAUUGUUGUUGAUGACAUCACAGAACAGAAUCCAGAGCCUAAGGAUGAGGAGAAAGGUGUAGAGCUGAAUGUCAAGGCUGAUGGAGACCGUGAAGGCAACAAAGACAGCAAAGAGGUUGAUCCGCUUUUACAAAAGGCUCUGAGACAUAAACAGUUGUAUGAAAGAGCCCGAGAACUGCUGGUAUCCUAUGAAGAGGAGCAGUUUAAGGUGCUGGAGAAAUAUAGGCAUUUACCUCAGGCCAUUAAAGCGUGGAAUAACCUGUCCCCACCUGUAGAAUGCAUCCUGGCAGAGCUCAAGGGCAUUACACUCGAGAACAGGGAGGCUGUGCUAGAUGCUUUUCUGGAUGACGGCUUUCUCAUCCCCACGUUUGAACAGUUGGCAGCUUUGCAGAUAGAGUAUGAAGAUGGGCAGACUGAGGUCCAGAGAGGGGAAGGUACUGACCCAAAGUCACACAAAAACGUGGACUUGGAUGACGUCCUGGUGCCAAAGCCGUUCUCUCAAUUCUGGCAGCCCCUGCUUAGGGGCCUGCACUCCCAGACCUUCACGCAGGCCCUGUUGGAGAGGAUGCUGUCUGAGCUGCCAGCCUUGGGGAACACUGGGAUCCGGCCGACCUACAUCCUCAGAUGGACCACUGAACUGAUUGUGGCUAACACCAAGACUGGACGAAAUGCCCGCCGGUUUUCUGCCAGCCAGUGGGAAGCGAGAAAGAACUGGAGGCUCUUCAACUGCUCUGCCUCCCUUGAUUGGCCCCAGGUGGUUGAGUCCUGUUUGGGCUCACCUUGCUGGGCCAGCCCCCAACUCCUUCAGCUUGCCUGCAGAGUGGAAGCUGCUGGUCUUGGAGAAGUCUGGACCACAGGGAUCUCCAAACCCAAGCAUACCAGAGGGAUGCGACACAUGCCAGCAGUAAUAGCGGCUCACUUGGGUAUGAUUUCUUGUACACAGAUCCUGCCUUUCCUAGAUAAUCAGUGAGUCGAGUCCUAAUCACACCAUUACACAGGUUGUGAAAUGGGAUUUCCUCAAGUAUUAUGCUGCAAGUCAGUAGUUAAGUCUUCAGGUCAGAGCUGGGACCAGAAUGCAGAUAUACUGUCCUUCCUCCUAUGUUCUUUAUACAGUGUUCCAUUAGAUUGCACAUAUAGAAGAUGACUUUUAUUUUGCCCAGAGGAGAAAUAAAAUAUACCAUUGGCAGUUAAGUGUCAGACAAGUAUGCUGUGUUUGUAGGAGCUUUUUCAUUUUACACAGCAAUCUUUUGGAGUCAUAGAUAUUACAGACACUGAAUUUAAUAGAUAAGAAAGACACUGAGGCUCUGAAUAGAGUGAAGUGACUUAUCUAAAAGUCAUAAAUUUGUUAAUGGUGGGACAGGGAUUUGGGCCCAGGGCUUAUGAGUCCAGAGUUCACCUUAUUUCCACCAGUGUGAUCUGUGACCUUCUCAGUCCCUAGAUGUGACCAGGCAAACCUGAGGAAGGAGAUGGAUUUUAAGAUUCUUAUCACCCCUAUACCUCAGUGGUCAGACUAGACAGCUUAAGAGGGUAAUAAUAAACAGUAGUUAUAUGGUGUCUUACCAAGAUCAAGUGCCUAAGAAUAUUUAUUAUUAAUCAUACUAAUGGACCACAAUGAGAGGGAAAAAAAUUUCUCUCUGGCUUUGCUUCUUAGUAAGGCUGGAAGGUUGUUGAGAGCUUUUUUCCCCCACCCAGCCAAUAUCAAUUCAGUUUGAGCCAGUGCCAUCUUAGAAUAUGAAAUCAGCCCUGCAGAGAGGGUCUCCCAGUCUCCCAGUAGAGUCACUAGCUCCCAGCCCUGUCCCAAGCAGCCAGUGACCAGCAACUACACCUAUGUGGCCGGUUUGCCUGUGGGCCCCAGAGAGAAAAUAGCCCACUGAGCAUAUGGCCCUUCCUUCCAUGAACAACCUACAAUUCAAACUCGAUACACUUAGAAGGAAACUAUCCAUCUGUGCAUCCUUCCCAUGCCUCCAGCAGUGAUCAGGUGUCUGCUAGGUGCCUGGUUCUCUGUGAGGCUCUGCAAAGGAUACUCACCCUCUUCCUCCCCAGGAGCUCUCCUUCCCAGUGGCUUUGUAUCUGAUGGUAGUUUAGUUGUUAGCACUGUUCUUUGUGUGCACGAUGUGAUCAUCUUUAACUUUCCUCUGCCUGCCCCCUACCAUCUGGUCACCAAGCCCUGCUGUCUGUCUGUCUGUCUGUUCUUAACAGCUUCUCUCUCCCCAUCUCCACUGCCAGUGCCCUGUGUGAGUCCUCACUGACUCCCUGGUUCUCCCUGACUUCAGGCUACAGUACCAGGCCAUCCUCCAUAUGGUCACCCUGGCGAUCUUCAGAAAGGCAGCCUUCACCUGUGCUCAGAAACAUCCGAUGACCCCCUCCACCCAACAUCAGAUCAGAUCAGAUCAGUUGCUCAGUCGUGUCCGACUUUUUGUGACCCCAUGAAUUGCAACACACCAGGCCUCCCUGUCCAUCAUCAACUCCCAGAGCUCACUCAGACUCACGUCCAUCGAGUCAGUGAUGCCAUCCAGCCAUCUCAUCCUCUGUCGUCCCCUUCUCCUCUUGCCCCACCCAACAUACACACACCCUAACCUUUGCAGGCUUCUCUUGCUCGCACAGCUCCUUAGCAAAGCUCUACUCCUCAAGCCAGGCUAGUCUCUGCAUACACACAGUCCUGUGUGCUUGUUCUUGUCUCUGCACAAAGCCCUCCCUUGAUCUUUCCUGCCCACCUUGUGCUCUAUGCUUCCCCCCAGCUCUUGUAGUGCCCAAGUCUGCAGUGCUUAUCUGGCCUCCCUCCCACACCCUGCUUUGUCUUUUCAGCUGCUGCUUUUCCUCCAUUCCAGGCUUGGCUGUAGUUGUUCCCAGAAAGGGAUCACACUUUGUGUUCCAUGAGGAAGGAGUACCGCAUACUUCCAGUAUAUCUUUGUAGCUCAGGAUAGAUUGCCUAGCUAAAGAAAGGGAUCUGCCAUUUUCAUGUCCAGCCCUGCAGGCAUGUUGGCUAGUUUCUAUAUUUAUAUAGCAUUUCAGUACGAUUAGUAGCUAUCAUUCAUUGCUUGCUCACUAUGUGCCAGGCACUCUAUGUGAGCUAUCCUAUUUACUUCAUUCAACAACCCUUUAAGUUAGGUACCAUUAUUGUCCUCAUUUUACUGAGAAUGGAAGUGAACCACAGAGAUGAAUUAUAGAGCUUGUUCAGGGUCCAUGGUCCUGUGUUCUGUCUGUUCUUCUGAACUGCCUUUCAGGGCAGGUCUGGAAGCUCAGAGACCAAAUUCAAACUGGAAUUUGGGUAUGAAGUGACUUGAGAUUUUGAA